Messenger RNA from Neltuma alba, 1775 nucleotides. RefSeq names its product cytochrome c oxidase assembly protein COX15. NCBI's taxonomy places the organism in Eukaryota, Viridiplantae, Streptophyta, Magnoliopsida, Fabales, Fabaceae. Gene Ontology annotation, cellular component: mitochondrial inner membrane. The record is from RefSeq and is a predicted model, not a curated record. The transcript is spliced from 7 exons. Gene Ontology annotation, biological process: heme A biosynthetic process. Gene Ontology annotation, molecular function: oxidoreductase activity, acting on NAD(P)H, heme protein as acceptor. Bases 41 to 1399 code for a protein of 452 amino acids.
AGCGAGAGAGAGGGAGGGAGAGAGCGAGAGAGAGAGAGAGAUGUUUCGGAGCAGAGCGGCCUGGUCAUUUUUGAGGCGCAGUAAAGAUGUAAAUGGGAUGUACAAGCUGAGAGAAACAAGGCCAACUUCAAGUUUUUCUUCCGGGGAUUCGUCAAGGUUUUUUUACCCGACCAUCGCCCGGCAAUAUUUACAUAUGUUUCGAUCUCAGCCUAAGGGUCACAAUGUGCCGUACAUGAGGAGCUUUUGUAGUGUGGCGUCUACUGAGGUGGCCCAGAAAGAGGGUGUGAAACUGCUAGUGACUGGGGGACCUCAUGCCCAGAAAGCGGUUGGAAUAUGGCUUUUCGGCUCAGCCGCAUGGGUGUUUAGUAUGGUGGUACUUGGGGGUGUUACUAGACUGACGCGAUCCGGUCUUUCAAUGACUGAUUGGAAAUUCACGGGUGGGCUCCCUCCCAUGUCAGAUGAGGAAUGGCAGCAAGAGUUUGAGAAAUAUAAGCAAUCACCUGAAUACAAGCGAGUUAACAAGGGAAUGAAGAUUGAAGAUUUCAAAUUUAUAUAUUGGAUGGAGUAUGCACAUCGUAUGUGGGGAAGGGCAUUAGGAGUUAUGUUUGCUUUGCCCUUCUCAUAUUUUCUCCGUAAGGGGUACAUAACCUUACGAUUAGGACUCAGACUUUCUACUCUCUUUGCCCUUGGGGCUGGCCAGGGUUUAAUUGGGUGGUGGAUGGUUAAAAGUGGUUUAGAGGAACCAGCAUCUGAAUAUUUUCAGCCAAGGGUCAGCCCCUAUCGCCUUGCUGCUCAUCUUACUUCAGCGUUUGCUAUUUACUGUGGUCUUUUCUGGACUGCUUUGUCUGUUGUUAUGCCUGAACCACCAGCUGAAUCACUAGCAUGGGUUCAUGGGGCUGCUAAAGUGAAGAGACUGGCACUACCUAUAGGCUUACUUGUUGGUCUGACAGCUAUUUCAGGUGCAUUUGUUGCUGGAAACGAUGCUGGGCAUGCAUUUAAUACUUUUCCAAUGAUGGGCGACGCAUGGAUACCAGAUGAUAUUUUUGAAAUGAAACCUCUGAUUCGGAACUUCUUUGAGAAUACAUCAACUGUACAGCUUGAUCACCGCAUCCUUGCAACUGCAACUCUGGUUUCAGUAGGUGCUUUAUGGUGGUCAACUAGAAAGCUGGACCUACAUCCUGCCAUUCGAUCUCUGAUCGGAAGCACUGCUGGGAUGGCUGCUCUUCAGGUUACAUUAGGAGUUUCAACGCUUCUUUCAUACGUUCCUGUUUCACUGGGCACUGCACAUCAGGCUGGAGCUCUAACGCUUAUGACACUUAUGUUACUGUUGAAUCACACUGUUCGAAGGCCGUCUCUGUCCCUUCUCAAGUCUCUGCCUCAAGUUGUCAAAGCAAACUAAUUGCUUCCCAUUCAAAUUUUACAAGAACGAUUAAAAAAAAUUGCUCGCAUGUCAAUUUUUUAUCUUUAUAGAGGUUGAUAAUAGACACUUAACAUAUUGUAUUUUUGUUGUGGCCUCCCUGGCCAAAUUUUGGCCGGUGGAAAAGUGUGAAACAUGUUGGCUUCUGCCCUGGUUCGUAUUUAUAUUUCUGAAGCCACAUGUUCAUGAUGAUCACAAAAGUGAUCUGUUAACAGCAUGCUGGAAUUUUAUUUUGGAGAGAAUUAUUCUCAAUCUGAUUUGUAUCUUCAUUGCGAUGGUGAAAACUUGGCACAAUUGGUUAUAUUUUGUCUGUAUUAUUAAUUUUAUUUUUAAUUUAAAUGUAAAUUAGUGUAAGUUA